Messenger RNA from Durotheca rogersii, 1678 nucleotides. RefSeq names its product alpha/beta hydrolase fold-3 domain-containing protein. The coding region runs from base 271 to 1413 and encodes 380 amino acids. Gene Ontology annotation, molecular function: hydrolase activity. Lineage: Eukaryota; Fungi; Ascomycota; Sordariomycetes; Xylariales; Xylariaceae. The transcript has a single exon. The record is from RefSeq and is a predicted model, not a curated record.
UUCGACCAAUAUCAGCCGACCGAAGACCGUAAGACGAUGCAGAGCCUCUGACGUCGACACUUCGGCCUCCAACCAUUCGCUUACAGGCGCUAUUAACGAUACCUACAUGCAGUGCGCCAUGGCUCUCGUAGCGCUUAUAUCCUGGACGAGAGCUCCUUUGUCUGCUCGAAGCUCGAUAAAUACCUCGACUUCGAAGGUAGCAUUGACUCUAUCGGUCUCCGCGGGACACCCCGACCGAACAGCAUUGUCGUCACUUUCAUUCCACCCAUCAUGGCUCCGCUGUGGUCAUCGCAGCCCUUUAAGACCAUCUACACGGCGGGUUUUCUCCUCUACACCGUGCCGCACCUGUUGUUUCUCUUUGCCCAGUACCUGGUAAAGCCUCUGCGUCCCUGUCCGGAAUGGAGCGCGGCUGUGAACCUCACCAGCGCCAUAGUGCGCAAGUUCUUCUGGUACAUCACAGCCACCCGUUCCCAACGCACUUUUUGCGCCGAGCCCGAGGAAGCCGGGGAGCGGUGCUCGAGAGUAGAUCCGCCCGCGAGCUACUUCUUCGCCGGUGCGCUAGCGGCCUCGGAGGCCGUCAAGCCGGGGCCCGUCGACGCCGUCUGGUUCCCGACCCCCCCGCCUUCCCGAGGCGAUGUAGCCGAGCUGAAGAAGCAGAAGAUCGUCCUCCAUUUUCCGGGAGGCGCCUUCGUCAUGGCUCUGGGCCACAACAACAAAGGACACGGUACGGCAGACCUCAUGGCCAAGGGCAUGAGGGCUACCAGGACCGUCUGGGCCCAGUACCGGCUCGCGGGCACCCCGGAGACUUGCUUCCCGGCCCCGAUCCAGGACGCGGUGACAUUUUACCAUUACGUCGUGUCCCUCGGCGUGGACCCUAAGAACAUCAUCUUGUCGGGCGACUCUGCCGGCGGCAACGUCGUCAUCGCGCUGCUGCGCUACCUGGAGGAUUUGCGGGCGCGAACGCGGACGCCGGAGCAGCUCCUCCCACUGCCCGGCGGCGCCCUCGUCUUAUCGCCCUGGGUUCACGUCGCCGCCGACGCCGGGAAGCACUACGACGAGUCGAGCCACUCGCAGUCCGACUUCCUGCUCGGAUCCUUCCUCCAAUGGGGUGUUGAUUCUUACCUGCCGAAAGAGGAGCUCUCGAGUGAAGCAAAGGCGUACAUCUCGCCGCUGCACCGCCCAUUUAAGCUGCCCGUGCCCCUUUACGUUCACGAUGGAGCCGCAGAAGGGUUUCACGCCGAUAUAAAGAGCUUCGUAGAUGAGAUGGUGGAGCUGAAUGGCGACCGAGUACGGUUCCGCUCGACGGCUCUCGCGCCGCAUGACCUGCUCGUAUCGCACCAAGCCUGGGGUAUGACGGGGGAGGUGGAUGCUAUGCUUGAGGAGGCCUGUGGCUUUUUUGAGGAAGCCGAGUGAAGCGAAACGAUAUUUUUCAGUAGAAGGGUAACCAUGCGUUGAUCAUCCCGAGAUGAGAUACAGACAUCUGCGUUCGACACAGACGUCUGACUCACCAACCCAAUGUACUUACAGAGGGAUAGCAUCGUAAUGCUAGUCACGUCUUCCUGAAUUAUGUUCCAUCGGUAUUGUCCGUAGACGUCCGAAUGCCUCCACACAAGCCGAAAUAAAAGACCAGAUGAGAGAGAGAGAGGCAGAGAGAGAGAGGCAAGAAAAAUGAUUGAAG